Rhinichthys klamathensis goyatoka is the source of this 968-nucleotide messenger RNA. RefSeq names its product prokineticin 1 (gene prok1). The coding region runs from base 397 to 714 and encodes 105 amino acids. The record is from RefSeq and is a predicted model, not a curated record. NCBI's taxonomy places the organism in Eukaryota, Metazoa, Chordata, Actinopteri, Cypriniformes, Leuciscidae. The transcript is spliced from 3 exons.
UCAGGAAGGAUUUGCUUGAAGUGAAACAUCCAUUAAAGGUCUCUUCUCCAUCAUCCAGUCCAGCGUCAUACAGAAAGAGAUGACGAAGUCCCUGCGGAGGUGUGGGUGGGGGGAAAAGAGGGGCGAGGGGAGAUAAAGAGAAAGAGAGAUGGAGAAAGAAAGAGAGAGAGACAGAGCCAGAUCUCAGACCUUAUUUCAGAAGUUACCAAAGACUCCACACUCUGAGACGGAAGGUUAAGAACAGCAGAGAAGUCAAAUCGUCUCCUCGGGGCCAUAGAAAAUCCACUGGGAGCUCCGCAGGACAGAAGAAAGAUCAAUAGGGAGAUUUAGAAGACUGAAAAAAGAUAGUUGGUGCUCUUAGUGUUUUGUGGUGUUUGUCCCGCUGCUGCUGCUGCUAUGAGCAGGGUGUUGAUACUGUCCGUGCUCCUGCUGUCCCUGAGCUGGUGCAGAUGUGCCGUCAUCACAGGGGCGUGUGACAGGGAUGUGCAGUGUGGCGUGGGUCUGUGCUGUGCAGUGAGUCUGUGGCUUCGAGGCCUGCGUAUGUGCACACCACAGGGGCUGGAAGGAGACGAAUGCCACCCGUACAGCCACAAGUUUCCUUUCCCCGGGAAGAGACAACACCACACCUGCCCCUGCCUGCCACAUCUGGUCUGCACCAGCUACAGCGACAACAGAUAUCGCUGCAACAGCGACUUUAAAAACAUAGACUUUUAACACUGGAAGGAGUUCAAGAAAAGAGGAAUGGAGGAGGGGGAUACUUGAAAGCAGGAUAGCACAAGAAGAUUAAUAACAAGUGCCAUAGCACCUUUUUGCUCAUUUUUAUUUUUCACUCUCAUGCACUUUGCAGUACAGAAAUGCAGACAUACAUUAUUCACAGUGGCACAAGGUCUACCUUUAGAAUCACUGGUUUACCUUGGCAUCCACUACACUUGAUAGUAAAAGCAAAGUUAGUCUCAUCACCAGAUUGA